UUUUUAUUGCCGUUUCAAAAAAUGCCUAAAACAUUUAUUUAUUUAUUUAUUUACUUGUUUAUUUAUUUGUCAUUGAGUAUUUUGCGAUUAUUUUAGCGAAUCUGCGUCACCGAAUUUCACAAAAAAUCAAGAUGGCGGCCUCCGGUGGUAAACAGUACGGUCUCAUUUUAUCCCAGAAGAGUACGAAAUUGGCCCCCGUCUCACGACCAUCGAUUUUCGGAGACGAUUCGGAUGAUGAAACAUCUGUUGGUGAGAGUUUGCAGAAGGAGGCGAACAAAAAAAAGAUGAUGAAGCAGACGCGACUCGAGAUGCAAAAGGCUCUGGACGAAGACAGCAGCGUGUACGAGUACGACAGCGUGUACGAUGACAUCCAGAAGAAAAGACUUGAGAGCAAUAAGAAGCUGCUUGGAGGCGCAGACAGAAAGCCCAAGUAUAUCACGCAGAUAAUGCGCGCUGUGGAGGAACGGAAGAAAGAGCAAGAGCGUCGCGACGACAGAAAGAUCCAGAAGGAGAGAGAAGCCGAGGGGGAGAAGUUUGCCGAUAAAGAAGCGUACGUAACCUCAGCCUACAAACAGAAGCUGAAAGAACGUGAGGAGGAACUGGAGCGAGAGAAGAGAGCGGCAGAGAUCGAGGCCGCCUUGGAUGUGAAGAAGCAGAAGGACCUGAGUGGAUUUUACAGACACCUUCUGAACCAGACUGUAGGAGAGGAGGCUCUUCCUGAUCGUAGUGCUGAUCGGAAAGAGAAAUCGAAGUCGCCGGUUAAAACCUCGCCACCGCGAGGAAACGACAGCGGGGCCGAUUCGAACGAGGAACGCAGCUCACCUAAAGCCGAGUUCAGCAAAAGCGGCGGCAACAGCAGUCACUCCAAACGGCAGUACCGCCAGCGUUCUCCUUCAUCCGGCAGCGAAGACGACAGGAAGAAGGAGAAGAAACGAGAAAAAGAGAAGCGUGCACACAGAGAGAGAGAAAGAGCCCGGUCGAGGGACAGAGAAAGGGAAGAACAGCACGGCCAUCGGAGAGAAAAAGAGAAGGAGCGACACCGGGACAGAGACGCAGACAGAGGGCGAGAAAGAAAGGAUAGAGACAAAGACAGAGAAACAGAAGACAGACACUUGAAGAGGAACAGAGCAGACGGAGAUCAGGAUCGACACAGGGAUCGAGACGACAAAAAGGAACGAGAGAAGAAGGCGCAAGGUGACGAGAAAGAGAAGGACAAAAAGGCUGAAAAUGCUGCUGAGACCAACGCAGCAGAGCCAAGCAAAUUCCUAAAACGCAGUAAUGAGCAGACGGUGAGCUCGGCGAGAGAGAGGUUCCUGGCCCGACAGAUGGCUCGCUCGGCUGCGAAGAGCUAUGUGGAGAAGGAGGAUGUUUAAUAUAUAUCCUAAUAAAUUAAAAACUGAAUGUCUGUAAA
Silurus meridionalis is the source of this 1411-nucleotide messenger RNA. RefSeq names its product nuclear speckle splicing regulatory protein 1 (gene nsrp1). The coding region runs from base 132 to 1373 and encodes 413 amino acids. Lineage: Eukaryota; Metazoa; Chordata; Actinopteri; Siluriformes; Siluridae. Gene Ontology annotation, biological process: regulation of alternative mRNA splicing, via spliceosome. The record is from RefSeq and is a predicted model, not a curated record. The transcript is spliced from 7 exons.